CAGAUUUGAUGGGAAAAGAGAAACUGAACCAAUACUGACUUUGUUUGGGGUGAACAAACUUUCUGAUUGGUUUUAAUUAAUUUAAUCAUCUGGUUUUUUAUUUCCUCUGAUUAACUUUAGUUUUUUAUUCAAUGUCUGAAACACAAAGAAACUCGUCAGUCUGCUGUGACGGUUCUGGACCAGUAAGAGGUCCAAACCCAUUAAUGCUCUGACUGGGAAAGUGACCAGUGAGCCCAGCAGGUCCUGACCCGGUAACCAGUACGGUCCUCAUCGUCUCCAUGACGACAGGGGUCUGUGCGGAGGGCGGAGCCGACACCAGAAACCUGAACCCGGCUCCACUUUCUAUUGGCUGAUCCGGUUCCAGGAGGUGAUCAGCAGGUGAUAAUCAGGAUCAUUAGCUUUGUGGUUCUAUAUUGAUUUGAACCUCUGUCAGACGAUCAAAGCCAACAGAAGACGAGUAAACAAGAGGCGGAAAUACGGAGAGACGAAAUCAACAAAACAAGAAUAAAAGCUGGAAGAGAAACACAGAGACGAAACAGAAACCGGAGAGAAGAGCAGAUAAACAUGGAACGAUGAAGACUGAGGAAGAAGAGGAGGAUUGCAACAAACCCAGGGAAGAUGAUUCAUGAAGAUGAAGAGGAGGAUGAUGAUCCCCUGCCCCCCCCUCCCUGCUCCUCUGUUGCCAUGGAGACGACGAUGUCGGGCAGGAGGCCGGACCUUGUGUGCAUUGUGUGUUUCGGCAGCUAUGACUUGCUGACGCGGUUGCCACGGCGACUCCACUGUGGCCACGCCUUCUGCCAGGCGUGUCUGAAGAGACUCGACACGGUGAUCAACGAGCAGGUGUGGAUCCCAUGUCCCCAGUGCCGGCAGAACACGCCACGGCCGCGCGGCGGCGCCGCCGGUCUGGACCUGGACCUGGCAUCUUUCCUUGCGGUGAAGGCCCAGCAGACCUUCGUCUCCUGCUCCUCUUCCUCACGAAGCCCCGCCCUCAGGGGCGGGGCUUCAUCCCACGACGGGAAGCUUUGGCUGGGAAAAGAAGUUCCUGAUGACAGCUGGCGGCACGGCGGCCUGGCAGAGCCGCGCUUCCAUCGCUACGGCGACUGCUGCCCGGGGCUGUCCUGCUGGCGCUGCUGCUGGUUCUGCUGCCCCGGGCGAGGCUGACAGACCGGACCGGAACCGGCCCUGGAUGAGGCCCAGUUCUGAUGCGCAUUCUAGAUGUCCUGGUUCCGGGUCAGUGCUGUGUCAGAACCGGGUCGCCGUGGACAAUAAUCAGAGCUUUGAAGUGUUUUGUGUUCAGAAACAUCAAAUAAAAACUUUAAAGUUUUG
Poecilia latipinna (sailfin molly) is the source of this 1326-nucleotide messenger RNA. RefSeq names its product ring finger protein 224 (gene rnf224). The transcript is spliced from 4 exons. NCBI's taxonomy places the organism in Eukaryota, Metazoa, Chordata, Actinopteri, Cyprinodontiformes, Poeciliidae. The coding region runs from base 619 to 1161 and encodes 180 amino acids. The record is from RefSeq and is a predicted model, not a curated record.